Molecule: messenger RNA, 381 nt
Organism: Daphnia pulex (common water flea)
Lineage: Eukaryota; Metazoa; Arthropoda; Branchiopoda; Diplostraca; Daphniidae
Product: WD repeat-containing protein 38-like
Exons: 3
Coding region: 2-343 (113 amino acids)
Molecular function (GO): protein binding
Source: RefSeq, a predicted model, not a curated record
GAUGAAGAGCCAAGGAAAGAUUGUCGUUUGGACUCCGCUGGAAAACGAAAAAACGAAAAUUCUCAAACAACAUCCACGUUCGGUAGAGUGGCUGUCGUUUUCACCCGACGGGCGGUUUCUCGCAUCAACGGAUUUUGAUAGGAAUUUGAUCAUCUGGGCAACUGAGAAUUGGCAACCCGUUUACAUCGGCGAAGAAUAUAUACGGGGCGGACAUUUCUCGUGGUUAUCUUCUUCGUCUACGGAUGCCCCUGACUACAAAUUGACAUUCAACUCAUCCGGUGGCAGGGUUCCUGUCGUAGAAUACGCCGUCGGCCAGAGUGUAAUUUCAAGCAAAGAUGAAUGAAUGAGGAUUGCCAAGGAAUUUCAGAAACUCGCGGAGAA